CGUAUCGGUGGCUGGGAGGGAGAGAGGAGAGAGAAUCUCUUAUCACGAGAAGACAGGAAUAUUUACAUCCGAUCAUUAUCUCCCUUUUUCUAUGGCUCUCUCUCUCUCUCUCUCUCUCUUUCCGUUUCGAAACGGAAUAGCCUAUUUAUCUGUCUCUUCGCUAUCGAUCAUCUCAGAAAUAGAACAGAAUAUUAAAAACAGAAGAGAAGAGUAAAACGAAGGGAGAGACUAAUGGAAGAAUAAAAAGCAAAGGAGAAGAGAGGAGGAAGACCUCUCAUCUCAUUCGUCUGUUCUAGCAGGAAGAAGGAAUUUAGGCUACCUCUCCUCUGCACUUGAUAAUCUCUCUCUCUCUCUCUCUCUCUCUCUCUCUCUCUCUCUCUCUCUCUCUCUCUCUCUCUCUCUCUCUCUCUCUCUCUCUCUAUGGUCAUGGCUGUGCAGGGGACCAGCCUGCUAGAGAACCCAGUUCAGGCGGUUCUGUACCUUAGAGAACUGACCACUAUAGUUCAGAACCAGCAGAGCCUCAUCCAGACACAGCGCCUACGCAUUGACGAACUGGACCGACGCGUGGAUGAGCUGCUUGGGGAGAACAGGAAUCUGCGCGAAGCAAGAGGUGUACAACCUCACCAUCAUCACCCGGACCGCAACCUGAGCCUUCAUCAUCAUCAUCCUCAGCACCAACAUCCAUACCCACAAGACACCGGUUCUCAGCCCGUCCAGCCCCACGCCCAGCCCCUGCCUGAGGUCCAUCCUGCUGAGCCAGGAAAGUCCUCUCCUCAGCCCGCCAAUCCGGAGGACAUGCAGCUGGUACCGUCCCAACCCCAGCCACAGUCACCGAGCCCUCAGCCAGGCGAGGCUAUCCCGGGCGAGGGGGAGGGCAGCAGGACCAGCACGGGCUGCCGCACACUGGUUCCCCUGGUUCCCCUAGCUCCACUCACUCCUACCACUCUCUGUCGCUCGUUGGCUCUCGCCAGGCAAUCAGAGAGUCAGACAAUACUACAUCAGUUCUGUUGUCCUGCCCCAGAGGCACCAGAGGCUGCUCCCACUGGCUCCUCCAGUGAUGGGCAGCUGCUGAGUCUGGAGGGCGGGACUUCCUCCAGUGGACAGGAAGGAGAGGGGUCAGGGGGUGUGGCUCGUAGAGAAGGACCCAGCGACUAUGAACUUGCCCUGGAGAACAAGACCAAACAGAUAGAGGAGUUGGAGCUGAGGUACGGUGGUCACCUGGUGUCGCGUCGCGCUGCGUGUCGUAUUCAGACGGCGUUCCGUCAGUACCAGCUCAGUAAGAACUUCCAGAAGAUCCGGAACUCUCUGUCAGAGAGCAAGUUGCCACGCCGCAUCUCCCUGCGCCGGCCCAACCCCAGCCGGGGCCAGAACCCCACCCAGCGACACAGCUUCCUGUUAGAGGCUGGGGGCCCACCAUUGCUCCCCAAAACACCCCCACCACCCCCCUCACGCUCCACCUCCCUGCCCCCCUCAGCCUCCCCUGCCCCGGGCCCUGGCCCCUCGCUCACACAGCUGGAGGACUGCUUCUCAGAGCAGGUGCGCUCGCUGGCCCAUUCGAUAGACGAGGCCCUGCGUGGGUGGAGCCUGUCCGAGGGGGUUGAGGGGGGGACAGGGGGGCUGCUGAUGGACCCCGGAGCGUUUCGGGCGGCUGCUCAGAGUGCCUGCAUGCCUCGCAGCGCCAGCUCCCUGCUCAUGGCCUUCAGAGAUGUCACCGUUCACAUCGACACCAACAACUACACUGUCUCCACGACUACCACCUCCACUACCACCGCUACCCACGGCAACACAGGAGCAGGGGGGGGAGGAAGCAGGCAAGCCUCAAUGGACAGGGAAGGGGGAGAGGGGGGAGGAGGGGUAGGGAGACAAACAACAACCUCCCAGCUGGGGGGUAAGAAAGAGUUCCCUGCCCCCCCUCCCAGUGAGGAAUUGUUGAAGGGAGGAGGGUCGAGGAUGGAGUCAACUGUGACAGGGCAGGGGAGAGAGUUCGGGGGGCAGAGUGGCUCAGAGAGACUCAGUUCCACCUCUACCUCCACCUCGGCCCAGUCUAACCAGUUUACUACUCAGUCCUCCUAUCCCCAGUACUCCACAUACCCCCAGGCACAUCACCCCCAGUCCCAGCCAGGGUCCCAGUCAGCCAGGGACCACACCACUGAGGCCCUCCAGGCCCUGGUCCUCUCUCUGCCCAGAGACCGAUGCCAGGACCCUGCCUCCUGCCGAUCCCCCACACUCUCCACUGACACACACCGCAAACGACUCUACCGCAUCGGACUCAACCUCUUCAACGUGAACCCAGAAAGAGGCAUCCACUUCCUUAUCACGCGUGGUUUCGUCCCAGACACGCCCAUGGGUGUGGCCCACUUCCUGUUACAGAGGAAGGGCCUGAGCCGACAGAUGAUUGGAGAGUUCCUGGGGAACAGCAAGCUGCUCUUCAACCGAGACGUCCUGGACUGUGUGGUCGAUGAGAUGGACUUCUCUGGGAUGGAGCUGGACGAGGCUCUGAGGAAGUUCCAGGCUCACAUCAGAGUCCAGGGAGAGGCCCAGAAGGUGGAGAGACUCAUUGAAGCUUUCAGUCAGAGGUAUUGUAUGUGUAAUCCCGAGGUGGUGCAGCAGUUCCAUAACCCAGACACCAUCUUCAUCCUGGCCUUUGCUGUGGUCCUCCUCAACACUGACAUGUACUCCCCUAACAUCAAACCUCAACGCAAGAUGGGCCUCGACGACUUCAUACGCAACUUACGAGGAGUGGACGACGGAGCAGACAUCCCCAGGGAGAUGGUGGCAGGGAUAUAUGAGAGGACCCAGCAGAGAGAGCUACGCUCCAACGAAGACCACGUCACCUACGUCAGCCGUGUGGAACAGUCCAUACUGGGCAUGAAGACUAUCCUGUCUGUGCCCCACCGUAGGCUGGUGUGCUGCUGUCGUCUGUUCGAGGUGGCAGACUUCAACAAACCUCUGAAACAGAAACUGGCCAACACCCAGAGAGAGGUGUUCCUGUUCAACGACCUCAUACUGAUCCUGAAGUUGUGUCCCAAGAAGAAGACUUCUGCCUCCUACACCUUCUGCAAAGCCAUGGGUCUACUGGGCAUGCAGUUCCACCUCUUCAGCAACGAAUACUAUGCUCAUGGCAUCACCAUGUUGAGUCCGUUCUCGUCAGAGAAGAAGCAGGUGGUGAGUUUCUGUUCCCCCAGUGGAGAGGAGCUCAGGAAGUUCACAGAGGAGCUACGAGAGUCUAUCACUGAGGUCAAUGAGAUGGAACAGAUACACAUCCAAUGGGAGCUGGAGAGAGAACAGGGGGUGCAGACUCAUACCCCCCACACCAACGGAGGACAGAUGGGCACACUCAGUCGACACACAGGAUCCCCCACAGCCCAGCAAGAUCUGUAUGACAAGACUGGCAACAACACUGUGGAGGUGUCAAUUCACAAUAGGCUGCUGCAGACCUACCACAUGACCCAGCCCAGCCCUGAUAGGCUGCUCCAGACCUACCAUGUGGCCAGUCCCGACUCCACCCAACUGGCUCUGGCAGAACCCCUGGCAAUGCUUAGCCCCACCCACCCUGGAGAACUCCGCCCAGACACCCUCAUUCAAUGCCAGCAGAUCGUCAAGGUGAUUGUCAUGGACCAGAGCGGCCAGGGGCGAAUGGAAGCCUUCCUCAGCCAAGGAAGCCCCGCCUCCCACCACCGCCUCAUCCAAUCAGCGAUGUCCACACCAGUACGGAUCAGAGAGGGAUCUGAGCCCCCUCUGCCUCCUCCUCCUCCCCCCUACAACCACCCCCACCAGUACUGUCCCCCCGACUCCCCCUGCCCCCUUCCACACACCCUUCCUCACCCCCUACGUAGACGCAACUCUAGUGGUUCCCGCAGCCUCGUCUGACACAUGGCCCCUGAUCCUACCACACCUAAUCCUGCAUCCUCUGACCUUUUGUUAAACAAUGAUGUGUGGGAGAAACACACACAACACAAACACUCAUAUACGAAGAUAGAGAGAGAAAGGGUGAGACGAGGAAGGGAGGAAGAGAAAGAGGGAGGUAAGGAAGUCAGCUGAGAGAGAGGGAAUAAGCCGAUAUAUAGAGUGGGAGAAAAUGGAGAGGAUUCAAAUCAAUAUAAAUUCAAAGUCAUCUAAUGAUGUAAUGUGUAUUUUUGAAUAUGAUGUAGUUUUGACAACAUUUCUAAAGAUAGAUUUUCUAAUCUGACAGCUCUUGUCACAGUGUCAUCUGUACAUAUCUAUAUCUGUACCUGGCUUUAGGAAGAACGCUCUAGGAUGCCCCUCCCACCCCCUAAUCCCUGACUCUAACCCUGCCCUGAUAUCACACAGCUGAGGCAACAAAAGGAACUCCUCUCAGUGAAUGGAACUGUCUGGAGCUGUCUGGACAUAGAAACAUGUCAUCUCUAUCCUCCUUGGCACUCUGUGUUUUGUGUUAUAAGAUGAUAAUGAGAUGUUAAUAAUACUUUUGAUCCUGAAUAAGUGAGUAUGUCAGAGCAGCAGGGAGUGAAGACAGUUUCUCCUGAGUCCUGGUUUACAAAUUAUUACAAUCUGUAUCUCUGUUCAUAAUGUCUGACUGGGAGUGUGUGGGAGUGUGUGUGCAUGUGAAAGUAUGAGGGUGUGCCAGUGUGUGAGUGUGAAAGGGGGUGUGUGUGUGCUUGUUUGCAGGCAUGUGCAAAUACCAUUGUUAUAGUCUCUGAGGUUUUGUUACAUGGGUCCAAGCCUCACACUCAGGGAAACACCAGUACUGAUGACAAUCUUAUUUGAUCAGCUACUAUUGUCAACUUUCAAUCUUAUUGGUUAAUAAUGUUCUAAUAUUCAUAUGAUUAGUUCAUAAAAACAUUAACGUUUAAUCGUAUUAAUUGAUCAUGUUCUAACAUUCUAUCUUAUUAGUCCUGUUGAAUAUUCAGUCUCACGUUGUGAAUCCCUAUUAUCCAUUCUCACAUGAUUAACCUGUUCUACUCUUCACUGGACUGCAUGUCACACAGGGAUGUAAAUUAUAUACACAAUCAGUACACGCACGCACGCACGCACGCGCACACACACACACACACACACACACACACACACACACACACACACACACACACACACACACACACACACACACACACACAGAGCAUUAAACCAGAGAAUGACUUAAGAUAUUUAUCAGAAUAUUGAAUAUGUUUCAUUAUUAUUACUGAUUGUUGUAACAUUCUUCCUUCCCCUCUCUCUGAGGGCUGUGACACGUGGUGACCCACUGAGGCUGUCCUCUAAGUGUUGCACCAUAUUUUUGGAGUAUAUCAGAAUACUGGAUAUGUGUAUAUAGGUGAUAUAUAGAUUUAAUAUAGAAAUAAUGGAUGCAGUGCUGAUGUGUGUAUUUAUGUAUUUGUACAGAGGGGAGGACAUUGUAUUUAGCUUGGAAGAGAAAACAAAUCUAUUUGUUUUUCAGACUAUAGGGGCAACAGAACCCCACUGUUACCUUUGGAGACAGAACAGGCAGUCCAGUUACCAUGGAAACACGCACAGAGAUGACACAUCUACAUGAUGACUUCACUACAUUAUCAUAGUUAGAGUUAUACUGUAGCUUUGAUCGCGCUAGCGUUAGCAUUAGAUGGUUUAGUGGAAAACAAGCAGGAAUCAUAGUAGACAUUUUAGCAUGUUCUAAAGUCCUAACAUAUUAUCGCCCUAGCCCUAGUCUGGCUCACCUGUCCUUCUUGGAGAUGUGUCCAUCUUGGAGAUGUGUUACACUGUUGAUGAGAGCACCUGUGCACCGACACAUUUAUAAAAUAUUUACUAAGAGAAUAUCAUGUUUAUAACAAUUACACUGUUUACUAAUGGAAUAUUUCUAAAGAUUUCUGUUUGAAAUUAAUUAAA
Molecule: messenger RNA, 5838 nt
Organism: Coregonus clupeaformis (lake whitefish)
Lineage: Eukaryota; Metazoa; Chordata; Actinopteri; Salmoniformes; Salmonidae
Product: IQ motif and SEC7 domain-containing protein 3-like
Exons: 15
Coding region: 421-3870 (1149 amino acids)
Biological process (GO): actin cytoskeleton organization; regulation of ARF protein signal transduction
Molecular function (GO): guanyl-nucleotide exchange factor activity; protein binding
Source: RefSeq, a predicted model, not a curated record